GAUAUGGAGACAAGUGACGAUGAAGAACUCCACUUGGAAUCACUGCGUGUGACUUGUGCCUGGAAGGGGUCCCCCUCUUUUUGCCCUUCUAGGCCAUGCGUUCCCCGGGACUGCUUUGGGUCUGACCCAACUAUAUAAAAUAUAAAAUAACUUGUCCCCGCUGCCUAAUAGUCCUGUAUCCAGAAAAAAAGAAUUUUCUACUCGUGGGUCCUUUUCUCUCUCUUGCUUUCCUGCUGCAUUCUUGCAUCAUCGCCGUGAGGAACUAGAUACUGGCGCAUCAAUUGCUUCGAGCACACACACACCACCAUUCUCGCAAUAGAGCUGCAGUUUUGCGCGCAUUCUAGAGAAUAGACAGCUAGGAUUUCCGGCCUUCAUCCUCGUCACCAUGCCUCUCAACUACCACGUGAUUGAGCCUCACCCGUCCGUCAGCCGUCCAGCUUUGCACACGGCUCGCGGAGGUGCUGGCAAUGUCAUCAGCCUCAAGAACACCAAAACCACUGACUCCCACAUGGCCACCGGCCCUGCCUCGCUCACUCGUCUUGACUCCCACGUCGCACCCACCUUUAAGUCCGGCCGUGGUGGUGCUGGUAACGUCCACAACAGCAGCGAGCGCGCCAUCUUCAGCUUCGAUGAGGAACUGGAACGCGACCUGCGUCAGGCUGCUCCCGUGUACCACGUUGGCCGUGGCGGCGCCGGAAACAUGAUCUACACCGACAAUGGCAGCAUUCUGUCUCGCAAGUUCUCAGCCAGCAGCCAGGGCUCUGCCCGGAGCGCUGGUUCCUCUACCAGUGACCGAGCUCGCGAUUUUGCUCUCCGGGGCCUGGAGAAGGGUUGGGGAAAGCUGAAGGGCAUGGCAUAGACCAUUUUAUUCUUUGCCUAAUCCUGCCUUGACUUUUCUUUUUCAUCUCUCUCUCUAUAUAUAUAUACUUCAGCCCAUUCCAGCGCAUUAUCCAGCGAUACCCACGGGUCUCACGAGUCUCACGAAUUAACGACAAACCAAAAAAAAAAAAAAAGUUUUCUCCUUUUUUUUUUUUU
Messenger RNA from Aspergillus ochraceoroseus IBT 24754, 1035 nucleotides. RefSeq names its product DUF3602 domain-containing protein. Bases 386 to 859 code for a protein of 157 amino acids. The record is from RefSeq and is a predicted model, not a curated record. The transcript has a single exon. Lineage: Eukaryota; Fungi; Ascomycota; Eurotiomycetes; Eurotiales; Aspergillaceae.